Oncorhynchus mykiss (rainbow trout) is the source of this 3139-nucleotide messenger RNA. NCBI's taxonomy places the organism in Eukaryota, Metazoa, Chordata, Actinopteri, Salmoniformes, Salmonidae. The record is from RefSeq and is a predicted model, not a curated record.
UCUCCUGCGGUUGGAAUUUCCAACUCUGACGUCACUGCCUGCCACUUCCAGAUUUGGGAAAAAAAUUAUUUUCACUUUGGUGGGAUUUGAAACUCUCUGGAUUCCUAGAAAGCCCCGAGGAAGGUGUCAUUCAGGAGAACGAGGCAGCGACAAGGAAAAUACCAAAGAACUGUCAGCUGUGAGGCCCGUACGUCAAGAGAAGAAGAGGUGUCUGAACCUGUGAUUGGCCCCUCUGUGAUCCUGUAGUGACUGUGACUGUCUGGCCUCUCUCCUCUCUCUCUGCAUUGAAGAAUCUGAACCAUGUGGACCACCGAAGGCGAGGUUCAGGUGACAGGGCGGAUGGAGACCACCCCUGCCAUGGGCGUCCCUAGUAUCUCUGUUUCCCAGCAACAGGCCCCUAAGAAGUUUGCCCCUGUGGUUGCCCCCAAACCUAAGUUCAACCCGUACAAGGACCCCACUGACCUUGCAGGAGGGGACUAUCCCCCACCUCCUCCUCCUGCUGAAGACGGAGGCCUCUCGUCCUCCAUCUCUUUCCCACCACCUCCACCCAUGGACAGAGAAUAUCAGAUGCAUGGACCAGAGAAGACCCUGGAAGAGAGGCGGUCCAGUCUGGACGCUGAGAUUGACUCUCUGACUUCUAUCCUAGCUGACCUGGAGAGUAACUCACCUUACAAGCCCCACAAUGCACAGAACUCUGGAACUCUGACCAGUCCCAACGCUCCGGUGACAGGGUACAAACGUAUGGUCAUCCCCACCCAGCCUCCUCUGACGGCCACCAAGAAGUCCUCUCCCAAGGCCGGGGCCCCAGGCGGAACACUGCCCCGGCCCCAAGCGGAGAACUCCUCCUCAGCCUCCAUACUGGCCAGGCCCCAGUUCCAGACGGCCCCCCAGCCAGUCCCGGCCUCCUACGCCACAGCCUCCACCCCCAGCCAGCCCACCUUCAACGUACAGGUGAGGUCUGCCCAGCCCGGGCCCCAGCACCAGUCCCCUGGGCCCCCCCAGCAGUUUUCCCAGCAGCCCAACAGGAGCCCGGUCCAGUACAUGGCUGCCCAGCCCAGGGGCCCUGAUUUCGCCUAUGGGCCUCCCCAGCCUGGUUUCGCUCCUCAAGGCUACCCAGAGCAGGCCUACCCGGGAGCAGGAGGGUACGGGGGAGAACCAGGAGGGUACGGGGGAGAACCAGGAGGGUACGGGGGAGAACCAGGGAACACCUGGAGACCCCAGCCGAGCUAUGCUGCUGCUCCUACCCAGCAGGGCUGCCCACAACCUGUCCCGAAGAAGACCUACAUCACUGACCCUCCUGCCAGCCUGGCGCCUCCUGUACACCUCGCCCCACAGAGGGCUCCCAGCGGUGCCAGGCCUGAGGAAGAACUGGAGAGGCUCACCAAGAAGAUGCUGUAUGACAUGGACAACCCUCCGGCUGAGGAGUACUUUGGGCGGUGUGCCAGCUGUGGGGAUAAUGUGGUGGGUGAGGGUACCGGCUGUACCGCCAUGGACCAGGUCUUCCACGUGGACUGCUUCAUCUGCAUGACCUGCAGUGGCAGGCUGCGCGGUAAACCCUUCUACGCUGUGGAGAAGAAGGCCUACUGCGAGCCCUGCUACAUCAACACCCUGGAGUCCUGUAACAUCUGCAGUAAACCCAUCAUGGAGCGUAUCCUGCGGGCUACAGGGAAGGCCUACCAUCCACACUGCUUCACCUGUGUGGUGUGUCAACGCAGCCUGGACGGUAUCCCCUUCACUGUGGACGCUGCCAACCACAUCCACUGCAUCGACGACUUCCACAAGAAGUUUGCCCCUCGUUGCUGUGUGUGUUCUGAGCCCAUCAUGCCAGCUCCAGGCCAGGAGGAGACUGUUCGUAUCGUCGCCUUGGACCGAGACUUCCACGUGCAGUGUUACCGUUGUGAGGACUGUGGUUCUCUGCUGUCUGAAGGGGACAACCAGGGUUGUUACCCCCUGGACGGACAUGUCCUCUGUAAGAGCUGUAACACCAGCCGUAUCCAGGCCCUCACCGCCAAGGCUACCACUGACCUCUGAACCCCAGCCCUGCUACCCCGCCAAGGCUACCACUGACCUCUGAACCCCAGCUCUGCUACCCCGCUCACCUCUACUGCCUGGCUGGCUGCCCUUCAGCCCAACACACACACACGUACACACACACACAUGUACACACACACACAUCUAUGAAUAUUAUGAAAUUGCUAAUGGGGAGAAACAAGGAUGUGAUGUCCCUGAAAUGUUGACAGUCUCGGUACGAUCGUCAGCCUGUUGAUUCCUUUAUUGCUGUCAUUAUUAUUAAUGCCUGUUCCCUCUACUUGCAUUUACUCUUUGACAUUGUAGUCACUUAGCAGACACUCCUUAAUCAGAGAGAUUCACAGGACAGUCAGCAGACACUCCUUAAUCAGAGAGAUUCACAGGACAGUCAGCAGACACUCCUUAAUCAGAGAGAUUCACAGGACAGUCAGCAGACACUCCUUAAUCAGAGAGAUUCACAGGACAGUCAGCAGACACUCCUUAAUCAGAGAGAUUCACAGGACAGUCAGCAGACACUCCUUAAUCAGAGAGAUUCACAGGACAGUCAGCAGACACUCCUUAAUCAGAGAGAUUCACAGGACAGUCAGCAAGACACUCCUUAAUCAGAGAGAUUCACAGGACAGUCAGCAGACACUCCUUAAUCAGAGAGAUUCACAGGACAGUCAGCAGACACUCCUUAAUCAGAGAGAUUCACAGGACAGUCAGCAGACACUCCUUAAUCAGAGAGAUUCACAGGACAGUCAGCAGACACUCCUUAAUCAGAGAGAUUCACAGGACAGUCAGCAAGACACUCCUUAAUCAGAGAGAUUCACAGGACAGUCAGCAGACACUCCUUAAUCAGAGAGAUUCACAGGACAGUCAGCAGACACUCCUUAAUCAGAGAGAUUCACAGGACAGUCAGCAGACACUCCUUAAUCAGAGAGAUUCACAGGACAGUCAGCAGACACUCCUUAAUCAGAGAGAUUCACAGGACAGUCAGCAGACACUCCUUAAUCAGAGAGAUUCACAGGACAGUCAGCAGACACUCCUUAAUCAGAGAGAUUCACAGGACAGUCAGCAGACACUCCUUAAUCAGAGAGAUUCACAGGACAGUCAGCAGACACUCCUUAAU